AUGUCCAAACACGUCGAUUUCUCCCGUUGGCAUAUAGACUUAGACGCCCAUAUCAACCCUUACAUUCCGGCGCCCCCGUGGCGAUGGCUCCCUCGGCCCAUCUCCCAUUUCCUCGGAUACAGAGGUGACAAGCCUCCCAAGAGUCUGGGGAACCUGGUCCUUGCAUUCUGGUCCCUCAUCGGCGUCUUCUGUGGCGUGCUUGUCGUGGCCGAGGUGUCGGAACACGUCCCCUCUUUUCAACAUCACAAUGUGCCGGUCAUCGUAGCUAGCUUUGGCGCCGCCGCAGUCCUCGAAUUCUCCGUCAUAGAGUCACCCUUCGCACAACCCCGAAACGCCGUCCUCAGCCAGGUCUUCGCCAGCGUCAUCGGCAUCGGCAUCGGAAAGCUCUUCGCCCUGAACCCCAACGCCCACUCCAAACCCCAGCUCGGAGGCGCCCUUUCCUGCGCCAUCACCACCGCCCUCAUGGUCCUCACGAAUACGGUACAUCCGCCCGCCGGCGCAACCGCCCUCCUGGCUGUCACCGAAGGGUAUCCUAUCGGCUGGUGGCUCAUCCCGAUCAUGGUCCUGGGCUGUGUCAUGAUGCAGGCUGUCGCACUGGUCGUGAAUAACAUCCAGCGACGGUUCCCCGUGUAUUGGUGGACCGCCGUGCCUCUUGGUAGACCGAGACACAGAGAUCCGGAGGUUGGGGGCUCGGAUGGGCACGAGAAGGAGACGGAGAAGAAGGAGGGCCACGGACCGGAGAGUUCGUCGAAUAGUGCCCUGACUGAUACCGAGUCCCAGAUGCAGAUCGUCAUCCAGGAAGGUAAGGUCCUGGUGUCCGAUAAUAUGUGGGUUACGGCGGAGGAGAUGGAGGUGUUGGAACGCAUCAGUAGACGGAUACAGUAA
Molecule: messenger RNA, 885 nt
Organism: Aspergillus affinis
Lineage: Eukaryota; Fungi; Ascomycota; Eurotiomycetes; Eurotiales; Aspergillaceae
Product: HPP family protein
Exons: 2
Coding region: 1-885 (294 amino acids)
Source: RefSeq, a predicted model, not a curated record